Messenger RNA from Pelobates fuscus (common spadefoot toad), 4647 nucleotides. It is a transcript of the gene TRAPPC10, whose product is annotated as trafficking protein particle complex subunit 10. NCBI's taxonomy places the organism in Eukaryota, Metazoa, Chordata, Amphibia, Anura, Pelobatidae. The record is from RefSeq and is a predicted model, not a curated record. Gene Ontology annotation, biological process: early endosome to Golgi transport; intra-Golgi vesicle-mediated transport. The transcript has 23 exons. Gene Ontology annotation, cellular component: TRAPPII protein complex. The coding region runs from base 61 to 3846 and encodes 1261 amino acids.
GAAGCCGGAAGUGACCGAGGCCGCUGUUACGGUGUCGGGAUGGAUCGGUGACAGAGGCCGAUGGAAGGGGCGGGUCCGGGGGACUCGGGAAACGGGACUGGCAGCGGCGGCGGGGAAACAGGCGUGGUUUACACCAUGGAGAACAAACCCAUCGUCACCUGUGCUGGGGAUCAAAACUUGUUCACUGCAGUUUAUUCCAACCUUACCCAACAGCUGCCCCGAGAACCUAUGGAGUGGAGAAGGGCUUAUGGCCGUGCUCCAAAGAUGAUCCACCUGGAGUCUAACUUUGUUCAGUUUAAAGAAGAACUUUUACCCAAAGAAGGAAACAAGGCCCUACUCACCUUCCCAUUCCUGCACAUUUACUGGACUGAGUGCUGUGAUACCGAAGUAUAUAAAGCCACAACCAAGGAUGACAUCACCAAGUGGCAGAACGCACUCCGCACUCACAGCACUACGGAUUGGCUGAUUGUAGUGGUGGAAAGUGAAGCUAAGAAAAAGAAUAAAACAAACAUUCUCCCACGUACCUCUAUUGCAGACAAGAUCCGGAGCGACUUCUGCAACAAGCAGAGCGACCGGUGUAUGGUGUUGGUAGACCCCCUAAAAGACACGCCUCGCUCACAGGAGUCCUGGUCUCUCUUCUUGGCUAAGCUGCGCACAUUGCUGCUUACAUCUUUCACAAGGAACCUGGGACACUUCGAGGACGAAAUGAGAACUCUGAGAGAGAAGAGAACUGAGCCGUGCUGGAGUUUCUGUGACUACUUUAUGGUGCAGGAAGAACUUGCCUUUGUGUUUGAGAUGUUACAACAAUUUGAAGAUGCGUUGGUUCAGUAUGAUGAAUUGGACGCCCUCUUUUCUCAGUAUGUUCUGAACUUUGGCGCUGGCGAUGGUGCGAAUUGGUUGAGCUCAUUCUGCCAGCCUGUCCAAAGUUGGGACGGACUUGCUCUUCGAAAGCCCAUUGACAUGGAGAAAAGGGAUAUGAUUCAGAAACGGCGUGCAAACCUGCUGGAGCUCCGCAGUUACCUGUUCUCCCGCCAGUGCACCCUGCUGCUUUUCCUCCAGCGUCCCUGGGAGGUGUCUCACCGGGCCCUGGAGCUUCUCCAUAACUGUGUACAGGAGCUUCGACUGCUGGAGGUGUCUGUCCCUCCUGGGGCCCUGGACUGCUGGGUUUUUCUGAGCUGCCUGGAGGUUCUGCAGAGGAUCGAGGGGUGCUGUGAACGAUCUCAAAUUGAGGCCAAUGUUGCGCACACAGUUGGGCUGUGGAGCUAUGCCACUGAAAAGCUCCAGUCCCUGGGCUCUCUAUGUGGGUUGGUAUCAGAGAAGGGCCCGUGCUCUGAAGAUCUCCAACGCACUGUUGAUAUACUAGCUGGACUUGGCGCUGAGAGGCCAGAGACGGCUAACACUGCCCAGAGCCCUUAUAAGAAGCUCCAGGAGGCUCUGUCAUCCGAGGAAGCCUUUGAGAAGCAUUACCUGGAUUUGUCCAACACGACCAUAGAGAUGUAUAACAGUAUUGGGAGAUCUCGAUCGGCUAAACUUGUGGGGAAAGAUCUCGCUGACUUUUACAUGAGGAAGUCUUUGCCGCAGAAAGCAGAGCCAUUCUUGCAGGGUGCUUUGCGUAUGUACCAAACAGAGGGGUGGGCGCUGCCCCUCACUCACACUCGCAAACAGCUGGCAGAGUGUCAGAGACAGCUGCACCAGACAGAACCAUACCUACAGACCUGCUGCUUGUUGGCAGCGGAUGCUAACUUAUCAUUGGAUGAGCGCAAGGUAUACUGUCAGGAAAUCCUUUCAUUCGCUACACAGAGCUCGGGUACCAGAGAGAAAGCGGUCUGCCUCCCCUUGGGCUCCUUUGCUCAGCUCGUGUCUCUGUGCUUUGAACCUGCCAAUGCUGUAGUGCAUGUGGGAGGCUCCCUCUGCAUGGAACUCACUCUAAAGAGUUUGAUGCCUCAGGCAUUGCAGCUUGAUCAGCUCUCAGGACACUUCCACUACAGCCUGGAUAAAAACAGCUACCGUAAGACUGCCGAGUGGCUAACACGUCACAAACCCGCUACUGGAACUUUUACUUUCCAGACAGAGGGGACUCAGGGUAACAGGGGCACAACACCGUCUCUGGAGCUGUCCGAGAUGUACGAGAAGAGCCCAUCUGAAGGCAUUCUAGUGAGCACAGGAGUCAUCUGCAAGAACGUGCACAUGCUGAUCCGCCCACCAGACUCCCAAUCGUCUUUAUUAUCCCCGCUGGACAAGACCUCCGCAAUUAAUCUGGAGAAUGGAGCAAACACCUUGAAAUGCAGCAAUGUCACCCUACAGCCGGGUCUCAACCAGCUCACCUUCCAUACCCAGGCUCAGGAGACUGGUACCUAUAGCUUACGUCAGCUGGGGGCAUCUAUUGGAAACGUGAAGCUACUUCUUCCCCAUAUCUACCCGAUAGUACAAUAUGAUGUUUACUGUCAGGAGCCUCAGCUAAAAGUGGAACCGCUAAGUGAAUGUCUUUUGGCUGGAGUUCCACAGAAACUGAAGUUUACAGUCACAACUGGGCAUUACAGCGUGAAGGAAGGAGACACGUUACAACUUAGCAAUGCAGACAGUAUGCACUUCCUGCUACGGCAGAGUCCAAUGGCGUCUAUUUCUAAAAAUCACAACGGGGAUGUGUCUCACAGCACUCUUAGUAUCCAGCAUUCUGACAAGGUGACCACAAUCUCUUUGCCUCCGGCCCCUCCCUAUCACCUCAUGGAGUUUGAGCUGGAUGUGGUGUGUGUGUUGCCUGAAGGGGGCAGGCUACUAAAUGGAGAAGUGCCUCACAUGGCAAAGGAACGCCACGAUUCCCACAACGGUAACAUUACUGAACAGAGGGUUUCGGUUGACUGUCCUUGGUCCAUCUACUCCACCAUCAUCAGUUUGACCUUUCACCUCCCCCUCAAAGCUCAACACACCCUGCUGUCCUCUGGCACAAGGAAAUAUAUCCAGGUUUGUGUGGAAAACACAUCUGUAUUUAAUUUCCAGCUUACUGAAAGCGGCAUAAACACCUCUCAAGAUGUGCACUUUCACCCCUUGCACCAGACGGGCAUCCAGGACAUCCAGAGUCAGCAGUGCCUAUUCUUUGUGUGGGAGAUUACGUGGUGCCAAGACCUUCCAACUUCUCUUCCCGUCCACUUCUCAGUCAGCUUCUGUCCUGUGCCCUUUGCCGAGCGGUGUGAACAUCUGCAGCCCUUCACCUACCUCUUCCACCUGGAGCACUUUUAUACUCUGUACACGGUGCAGGUGGAUAUCAUCCCCCCUACAGAUGCCCAGUUCUGUAAAAUGGGGUCUUUGUGCUCCCUUGAGGUUUGUAUUACCCGGCUUUGUGACCCAUUGGAGCCAGAGAAGGAGGGGACACUCAGUGAGUGUGAGGGAUUCCGCAGCACUCAGCUGUUCUAUCAGGUAGUGGAUGGUGGCAGUAACUGGGCUGUCUGUGGGCGCAGUUCUGGAGUGGUGUUAAUGCCCGUGCAGCGGGGGUCAUGUCACACUGUACGGAUGGAGGUGAUGCCGCUGUUUGCUGGGUUUCUUCCUUACCCUGAUGUACGUCUCUUCCGAUACGUGCCACACCAUUCACACUCCCAACAACUGGAUGCAGAUAGUUGGAUUGAAAAUGACUCUGUGUCAGUGGAGGACCCAACUGAAGCAAUGAGCGGCCGAGCUCAGAGCAGCUCUCUAUCCCCGGGACCCUCCGCCUCCUCGAAAGAACAAAAGGGACUACCAAUGCCACGUCUGCAGCCUUUCCACACUGGCCAAAUUAGCAACAGCAGUAUUGGACGACAGAUCCUAGUUAUUCCCAGUACGGAUGACCAUGUGCUGGAGGUCAAUGUCACAUGACCCAGCGCCCCGCGGGGGGCAGAUUUGCUUGUAUUAUCUAUGUACAGUUGAAUGUGGGACUUAGCGGUUGUAGACUCUAUUGGUCCCUCUUACCUGAAGAGCAGACACCAAAAUCUGCAGGAGCGUGGUGGAGGGAAAAUACUGGAAUGGGUUCUGAAGCCUACUCUACAAGAUGUAUUUACUGGAUUUUCAUGUGUGGGGUUCAAUAUUCUGAGAUCCGAGGGAGUGAUGCACAUCCAAGCCAUUAACCCCUCUCUUGCCACAGAAAAACACAACUGUUGCACGUUCAUGGGUGAAGGGCAAGGGUUCUGUGCAGCUGGCUCUCUAUUUACCAUGUGCUCGGUGGACUAAAGCGAAGUAAAGGCAGACAUGGCCCUAUUCCUUCCUCAGUAUUUCAGCACUUACAGGGGUUAUGUGCCCCAUCACUGAAUUUGUGGACAAUGGUUGAGGGUCCAGGUGGGUAAUGAUGGGGGCAGGUAGUGAGCUCUGCCAUGAAUUGUACCCUCUAUAGUGGACCUCUUCUCCCUGUUUACUGUGCCCGGAAUCAACCUGGCAGAAUGUCUUCUAACGCUACAUAGACAUGUGUUUAAUACUUAGCAGAAUAAUGAGAAUAAUUAUCAUGAUCUCCUCAACCUUGCAUCCACACUACUCUGCUCUCUGCUGCUAUUAAUGGCGUGAGUCGUCCUCCGCCUGGCCCCCCUUGCUGCUCUCUCUACCCCUCACUAUGUAUCAUAAUCCAGGGCAAAACAAGGUGAAGUCUCCAGCAAGCAGGAGCUGGACAAAUAAAAACCUUUUACCGGA